Messenger RNA from Strongyloides ratti, 930 nucleotides. Its product is annotated as Basic-leucine zipper domain-containing protein. NCBI's taxonomy places the organism in Eukaryota, Metazoa, Nematoda, Chromadorea, Rhabditida, Strongyloididae. The record is from RefSeq and is a predicted model, not a curated record. Bases 1 to 930 code for a protein of 309 amino acids. The transcript is spliced from 3 exons. Gene Ontology annotation, biological process: regulation of DNA-templated transcription. Gene Ontology annotation, molecular function: DNA-binding transcription factor activity.
AUGUCUGCUACUUUUGAAAACACUCUUUUUGCUCAACAACAAGUUGAAGACUUUCAAGGUUUGUCAAUGAUUCAAGAUAAUGAUUACCUUUAUUUGUCUGAUUCUGUUGAUGAUCUGCCGCCUUCGUCAGAAGAAAGUCAAUCUUCCUUUGGAGCUUCCCCUCUUUUAGAGGAAAACUCAUGCACUGCUGUUGCUCACGAUAUCUUGUCAAGCCUUAGGCGCACCACUGCCUCUAAAACAUGCGAAACAUGGGUUUGGCCAAAAUCCACUGCUUCUGCUUUCGAAAUCUCAUAUUGCUCCUGUUGUGGUCCUUUAUUUGUUGUGGACCCAAAAUGCAACAGUAUUUUAAGCUCUAAUAAAGCUAUUGAAAAUGACUCAAAUCUUGAUUUGCAUUUAAAUAAUUCAUAUAAUUCAAUAGAAUACAACCAUAAUUCUCCAACAUCAUCUUAUUACACUUCAUCCAUUUCUUCUUUACAAUAUUCAUCUUCUGAUAAUGGUUAUAACAGUUGCACAGAAAGUACCUUUUCGUUAUCUCCUUUACCAAUAAAUCAAUUCGAGUGGAUAGACAAUUUAAUAUAUGAGGCUCGAAAUGAAAUUGAAAAUGAAAAGACAAUAAUGGUAAAAAAAUACAUUAAACGUAAAAAUCAUUCUACAAAAGUUUCUUCUUUGAUGACAGAUGUCACUGAACUUAAAAAUUCAAAGAAGCACUCAUUGUCGGGUAUGAAUUAUACAGAAAAAGCAAGACGGAAAAAAGAACAAAAUCGUAUUGCAGCUCAACGUUAUCGAAUAAAACAAAAGGCUACCGAAAAGGCAGAGUCUGAGGAGAUGAAAUACCUGAAGGACAGAAAUGCAUUUUUGCGUGCUGAAUCAGCUAGACUAGAAAAAGAGAUUGAAGAAGUGAAAAACAUGAUGUUGGUAUUUAUGCGUUGA